Messenger RNA from Ostrinia nubilalis (European corn borer), 813 nucleotides. RefSeq names its product U1 small nuclear ribonucleoprotein C-like. NCBI's taxonomy places the organism in Eukaryota, Metazoa, Arthropoda, Insecta, Lepidoptera, Crambidae. The transcript has a single exon. Gene Ontology annotation, cellular component: nucleus; U1 snRNP. Gene Ontology annotation, molecular function: pre-mRNA 5'-splice site binding; zinc ion binding. The record is from RefSeq and is a predicted model, not a curated record. Gene Ontology annotation, biological process: mRNA 5'-splice site recognition; spliceosomal snRNP assembly; mRNA splicing, via spliceosome. The coding region runs from base 78 to 569 and encodes 163 amino acids.
UGCUUGUGUGCGGCAAGCGAAUCAUCAAGUACGUGUUUUCAAGCAUUUUCGUGAAAUUCUAGGAUUGUAAAUUAAAAAUGCCACAGUACUAUUGUGAUUAUUGUGACACAUAUCUAACGCACGAUUCACCUAGCGUUAGAAAAACUCAUUGUACAGGAAGAAAACAUAAAGAUAACGUGAAGUUUUACUAUCAAAAGUGGAUGGAGGAGCAAGCACAACAUCUCAUCGACGCUACCACAGCAGCGUUCAAAGCGGGCAAAAUUGCUCAAAACCCGUUCGGAACUAAGGGAGCAGCUAUACCUCCACCUUGGGAUCCUUCUGUGAUGGGUCCUGGUGGUCCCAGGCCGCCUGUUCCUGCGCCGGGUGGCCCACCGGGCAUGUUACCACCGCCUGCUAUGGGCCCAGGAGGACCGAUGGCUCCGCUGAUGAUGAUGGGGCCUCAUGGACCUAUGCCGCCAAUGAUGGGAAUGAGACCAAUGAUGGGACCUAUGAUGGUGCCGAUGGGCCCCAUGGGACCUAUGGGUCAGAUGAGACCACCUCUAAUGAAUGGACCUCCUAUGAACAAAUAGUGAAAGUGUGUGAAAUUGUGUUCUGUACUAUGGUAAAAAAAUACCAUGUCAUGUUUGAAAAAUACCACAUUCAAUGGUAAAAUGGUAAUUAACCAGGUCUACUAUUUAUGUUAUUUUGUUAAAAUAUCUUGAAUACUGGAUUUGACUAAGUUAAAAUAUAUUGUCAUUAUAGUUUUAAUGGUAAUUUAUUUUAUUAUACUUUAAGAUCACUCCUGUCAGAUUAUUAAAAAAUAGCUGUACCCGC